CGUGCAUACAGUGUUGUACGGUUCGCAAAUCACCAUAACUAGAAGUACUUCAUAAACAAAACUUGCCAACAUGUCGAACGAGAAGAAGCCACUAGUAGGUGUACUAUCCAUCCAGGGAGCCUUCGAAGAGCACCAAGCGUGCUUGGAGGCAUCGGGAUGCCGGACGAAACAGGUGAGCAUCGAAAAUUGAUUUGUGUUGGGGCGGAUCGUUUUCUCUGGCGAAACAGCUCACUCAAUUGAUCCCAUGGAAUGUGCUCCGGAUUAUUGGCUUUCCAUUCUGCUUUUCGAAAACACACGGUCAAAUAAAACACCAUGAUCUUGGCUAGAUCCGGACUGUUGCAGAUAUGACAGAAGGAGGUGAAGCGCUGGACGGAAUGGUCCUUCCGGGAGGAGAAUCGACUGCUAUGGGAUUGAUUGGAACAGCUACCAAAGAAAGCGGCGGUAAAAGUGUCUGGGAUGCUCUAAGGGACUUUAUCGAAGUUGAUAAGAAGCCUACCUGGGGGACCUGUGCGGGAAUGAUCUUGUUGGCCGAACGAUGCGUCGGAGCGAGCGCCGUCAUUCAAGACGGCCAGGCACUGAUUGGGGGUAUGGACAUUUUGGUGUGCCGGAACUACUUUGGAUCACAAGUGAGCUCCUUCGAAAUGGCAACUCCUCCUCCGCCGACAAGUGGCGGUGAGGAUGGAGGCAUGGCCUCUCCUUAUCCCGGGGUAUUUAUUCGAGCUCCCGCCAUUCUGUCGGCAGGGCAGGAAGUCACCGUCUUGGGCAAGGUAGUUGCCACACCCUGCCGCCAAGCUGCAGUGGUCUUGGAAGAGCUGGAACGAAAGAUCGAAAAGGGAGAAACCGUCGUCCAGAUGGGAGUCGUCGACGCCUUGGAACGAGAUGGAUCGCAACUUCGGCACCGGGAGGUUGUGAAAGCAUCACCCUGUGAAACAGGAGAAGAGAAGAAAGAACUCGAGCAAGAUGCAUCUAUCGAGCUUCCGGGUGCUGCCGAUGGGAGCAACGCCCGCGAGGUUAUUUGUGCCGUGCGAAAGAGCAAUCUAUUGUGUACUGCCUUUCACCCCGAAUUGACAAACGAUCAUCGUUGGCAUCAAUACUUUGCACAGAUGGUGAAGGAAUCCGUUGCGUCAGCUUGAGUCGAUUGCACCGCUCUAGUACUCGAACGAUGAAGAUUCAGUUGACAGUUGGACAAAAUAGAAGAAUAAAACUUCAGUUCGUGUCGCCAUCGCGCAUCGGUGAAAGAUAGAUCUCAUCUCACACUUGACUCUUAUUUACACGAAAUUCCAAUCAUUAAAUAUUAUUUUACAAUAAAAAAUCAAGUCCUCGACUAUUAAUCUACGUGCGGAAUUCAAGUUUCCUCCACUGCAGAUUGAAAAAUUCAAUAAAUCAAUACCACUGCCACCA
Molecule: messenger RNA, 1401 nt
Organism: Pseudo-nitzschia multistriata
Lineage: Eukaryota; Bacillariophyta; Bacillariophyceae; Bacillariales; Bacillariaceae
Source: the annotation of a GenBank genome assembly